AUGGCGAGCAACUCAAAAUCUGCAGUGACAGAGUCCACAACUCGGCUUGCUGAAAAGGACGAUCCAGUCCUCUCCAACCUUCAAGACUUCAUCGUCAGACAUGGUAUUUAUCUGUCACCAUCACUUUCCUUCCGCCGCGUUCCCGGCCGCGGCGUAGGAGUCUACAGUACCACACGCCUUCGUAAAGGAGAGCGCAUCAUGGACGUUCCCAGCUCUUUAUUACUCACUACAGCAUCUAUCCCAUUCAAUUUUGCUCCCAAAGAACUCAGGUCGAAGCUUCCGGUCCACGUUCUCUUAGCGGUAUAUCUUGCCUUUGGCGUGUCGGAGCAAAAGAAGCAGGAGCUACAGCCAUGGAUGGCGACGUGGCCCAAAGUGCAGGAUUUCACAGAGUCCAUGUGUCUUUUCUGGCCAGAGAAGACGAGAAAACCCGUCACUGUACGGACCGGUAGAGGAGACGAUCAUGGUCAUGGGGAUAUUUCAGCUGGUCAAAAGAACAAGACUGCGACAACCUCUGAUCAACACAUCACGUUCCGCCCAGUGCCGCAGACCUUGACUGGAUCAUGGCUAGGAGCAAGGGAAGAUGGACAGAUUCUGGAGUCUGAAAAGCCAAAAUUUCUCGACUUACAGCUCGCCAAAUUUCAGUCGCAUAUCGCAUUGGCCAAUCAGCAUUUUCCAACGCAUCUCACGAAAUCGGCCUUGUCGUCCAAGGCCUCUCAGCCCCUUACCACAUUCACGCAUGCCUGGGCGAACGUCAACUCUCGAUGCUUCUAUCAUGUGGCCCCAGGUAAGCGAGCACCAAAGGACAGCAAUGAAGCAAUGGCCAUGGUACCUGCGAUGGACCUUUUCAACCACAGUCACAUGGCGAACUGUAACACGUCGUACGACCGCAAGGGAUUUCACGUCGUGACGGAGCAAGCCAUUUCGGCGGGUCAAGAGCUGCUGCUCAGCUAUGGUGCUCACAGUAACGACACGCUAUGGACGGAAUAUGGGUUCAUCAUGGAUCCCAAUGGAGAUGACAGUAUCCGCGGCUUUGAUGAAGUCGUGCUUGAUGGACUGACGCCGAUCGAGAUGGAUGUCUUGGAAGGCGUAUCAUAUCUGGGCAACUACACAUUGACAGCGCAAGGGCUCUGCUGGCGUACUGAAGUCGUGUCGUGGUUGGGCAUCCUAUCGAGAAAUCAGUGGUUCCGAUUCAUUGAGGGAACACUUACUCCCGAGACGAUUGACCGACUACAUCUGCAGAAAACCGGGAACGGGAGUGUCAAGAGGAGAAAAGGAAAUAACACGACUGUUGCGGCUCAGGCCGAUGUUGAUGUCGUGCUGCCAAGUGCCAGAGCUCGCGACAAGCAAAUUCACUGGCUGACUCAACUGAAGACACAGGCGGAGCUCAGCGUGCAGGGGUUGACGCUUCUUGACCAGAUGGCCUCUGAGAAAGAUUUGCUUGACAUUUUUGCGGACGUGGAGGAAUUAUUCAAGGCGCAGGGAUUCGAGAAAGCCCAGGUGGACGAUAUGAUGCGAUUGCAGGCAAAACAACGGCGUGGCAUGUGUUUGCAGAGAUGGAGUCAGAUACUUGAUACCUGUAGGUUGGGGAUAGAGAAACUGAGGAAAGAGAACACAGACAAGUAG
Exophiala bonariae is the source of this 1623-nucleotide messenger RNA. RefSeq lists its product as uncharacterized. The coding region runs from base 1 to 1623 and encodes 540 amino acids. NCBI's taxonomy places the organism in Eukaryota, Fungi, Ascomycota, Eurotiomycetes, Chaetothyriales, Herpotrichiellaceae. Gene Ontology annotation, molecular function: protein binding; protein-lysine N-methyltransferase activity. The transcript has a single exon. The record is from RefSeq and is a predicted model, not a curated record. Gene Ontology annotation, biological process: peptidyl-lysine monomethylation; peptidyl-lysine trimethylation.